Molecule: messenger RNA, 2021 nt
Organism: Conger conger (European conger)
Lineage: Eukaryota; Metazoa; Chordata; Actinopteri; Anguilliformes; Congridae
Product: sperm-associated antigen 16 protein
Exons: 2
Coding region: 75-1943 (622 amino acids)
Biological process (GO): axoneme assembly
Cellular component (GO): axonemal central apparatus
Molecular function (GO): protein binding
Source: RefSeq, a predicted model, not a curated record
GGUGCUUUACAGGGGCUUCCUGCUGAUAGCUUAGCUUUGAUCAAACGUCUUCUGACUGCAACAGCACUUACAGGAUGGCUGACACUGGAGCACCAGAAGAACCCAGAGACUGUUUGUACUACCUAGAAAAGGUGUCAAUACCUGAAGACUCCGAAGAUGAUUAUGAGUUUGAGGAGGUUCCUAUUGAUGACGAAUGGAGUCUAACAGAAGGAGAGGAGGAUUUGGGGGCUGUAAUUAAAGCGCUCUGUGAUCGCACCGAUGGUAUAGGAGCAGUGUCUGAGAGCAUCACCCCUGCCCAACAGCACAUAUGUCAAAUACCUGAGGUUGUGGAUGACUUUGUACGGAAUUUUCUGGUAAGAAUGGGAAUGCACGAAACCCUAGACUGUUUUCAGACAGAGUGGUACGAGAUGGUUUACAAAGGUCAGUUGAACACGGAACAGGUUGGGAUCGUGCCAGAUGCAUACACGCAGAACCAGCUCCUUGACAGCGAGCUCCAAAAUGUGCAGAGGGAACGUGAUGAUUACAGGGAGGCUGCUUUCAAAGCAGGUGAGGCGCUCGUGAGGCUGCGCAAGGAGCGGGACUUUCACCGCCUGCAUCACAAGCGCGUGGCCCAGGAAAAGAAUAGACUGAUAGAGGACCUUAAACGACUGAAGAAGCACUAUACCUCCUAUGAGCCGGCCAUGCGAAUGCUGACCAAUAAGUACCAGGCGGCUCUGAAGCAGAAAAUGCUGGUCAGUUUGGAAAGGGAUCGGGCUCUUGGGCAACUCCAGAGUCUGGAAGUCAGCCUUCGCAACACAGCAGCCAGAGAGGCAGGCCGCUUGUCAGCAGGGCUUCAUUCUGCUAGCAGGGAGGCUAGCCUGCUGCAGGGUCAGAGCAGGCUGAAGGGCAGUGCAGGGGGUGACACUGGAUCACAGGCUGAAGCCAAUGCCCCUUAUGAUUCGAGCAGAGACCCCACCAAGACCUCUCUUAGCAGGCAUCCAAAGGACUCUGAGUUCCCUGCUGAUACCCGCAUUGACCCACACCUUGCUCAGGUCAAGUUACUCCCUGCUGAUGGCUCCAAAAUUCUGUUGUUCCACCUGACCAGCUCUGUGAAGGCCCACUCCCUGCCUGUGAGCUGCCUGGCCCUACACCCACAGAAGCUGAUGGCAGCCUCCACCAGUGAUGACCAUCUGUGGAAGAUGUGGGGCCUGCCAGCAGGGGAAGAGCUAAUGACAGGGGAGGGGCACAGCGACUGGCUGUCUGGCUGCAGUUUUCACCCGGACGGCAGUCGGCUGGCCACCACCGGCGGGGAUGCCACGGUCAAGGUCUGGGACUUCUCCCUGGGCCGUUGUGUCCUGACCCUGGAGGGCCAUGGCCAUGCCACAUGGGGCUGUUCCUUCCACUUUUGUGGCGAUUUCCUGGCCUCCUGCUCCAUGGACAACACCUGCAAGGUCUGGGACCUGCACAGCCAGCGCUGCCGCAAUACACUGCGUGGCCACACAGACUCCGUCAACAGUGUCUGCUUCCUGCCGUUCUCCAACACGCUGCUCACAUGCUCUGCUGAUAAGACCCUGGCACUAUGGGAUGCCCGCACUGGCCUGCGGGCCCAGACCUUCUUUGGCCACCUGCACUCCUGUAACCAUGCAACCUUCAGCUCAGCAGGCAACGCUGUUGCUUCCUGUGACUCCUACGGGGAAGUGAAGCUGUGGGACAUCCGAAAGGCGACUGUUGUGGUAACUGUGUGUACAGGCCCUCACCCCAGCAACCAGGUGGCAUUCAACCCGUCGGGCUGGACACUUGCUGUUGCUAGUAAUGAUGGCUCAGUGAAGCUGGUGGAUCUGGCCUCUUCCCAGGUUACCAGUUUAAUGGGGCAUGAGGAUGGCGUGCAGAGUGUAAUUUUUGACCAUAAAGGGGAGUACUUACUGUCAGGUGGCUCAGAUGGAAUGAUUCACAUCUGGUCGUGAUUUUUUUUUAGUUUUUAUGAAUGUAUCAAAUUUGACUAAAUAUAGGGCUUUAACAAAUUAAUAAUCACAGAGCAUUAU